GAGUGUAAUGUUGGAUCAUCGGAUUCAUUAAGUGAACCAGUCAAUGAAAUAGGUAAUCAUCUAGAAUGUUGCUAUAUUUCACCAAUUGAGGUUGUUUGGCGCUUGCCGAAGAGAAUGGAGAUUCAUUCAGUAUCUAGGUUCUCCAAGUGUUAUGUCACGAAGAAAAGCAUCUCAGUUCACAAUGCGCCAAUGUUGCCAUCUGCAAAGCCAUCUCCAAGCAAAGAAAAGAUGAUUCAUCCAUCUACAAAAAGUAUCAAGAGUGCGAUCAUCAACGGACCAAAGGACUCAAACAACAUUACACCACCCUCUUGCCAACCUGCGGCUAUUGUCAUCGAGAAAAAACAAAAUAUGUACUCUUUAGAUAAAAGGAGCAUUCAACUUACAGAAGGCGAAACCACCAACAAAGAUAUCAUUGUGCAAUCAGGCCAAGCAAGGGAAACAUAACAUCAUUAAGAUGCAUGCAAGCAUCAGAAUAAAGUUGCAAAAAUAAAGUUGUUUUUCAACAUGCAGGACAUCGUCAAAGAUGCAUCCAAGAACCAAGAUGCAUGCAAGAACCUACCAGCUGCACAUCCUUUCUACCUAAACUUAGUAUAUAUGUUCC
Molecule: messenger RNA, 601 nt
Organism: Triticum dicoccoides
Lineage: Eukaryota; Viridiplantae; Streptophyta; Magnoliopsida; Poales; Poaceae
Exons: 4
Coding region: 115-444 (109 amino acids)
Source: RefSeq, a predicted model, not a curated record